ACCAAUAGUUACCUACAGGUACAGGCUACAGCCACCACUACCACUGUCCACUACUCCGAAGGGCGCAGCAUCAAGUAACCAGAGCCACCAAAGGCGUGACCCAGUGGGUGAGGAAGGAAGAACUGAAGAACAGCAGGGCGAACGGAGCAGCUAGCGGCCAUGGGCGAGGAGGAGAAGGGCAAGGAGGCGGCAGCCGAGAAGAGCGAGGAGGCGGAGGAGAAGAAGGAGGAAGGGGCGGGAGCGGAGGAGAAGGGUGAAGAGAAGAAGGAAGAUGUGCCGCCGCCGCCGCCGGAGGAGGUGGUCAUGCGGGUGUACAUGCACUGCCAGGGCUGCGCUCGUAAAGUAAAGAAGAUACUCAAAGGAUUUGAUGGAGUGGAAGAUGUUAAUGCAGACUCAAAAGCACACAAGGUAGUUGUGAAGGGCAAGAAGGCUGCUGCCGACCCAAUGAAGGUGGUGGAGCGUGUGCAGAAGAAGACAGGCCGCAAAGUUGAGCUUCUGUCACCAAUGCCGCCACCAAAGGAGGAAAAGAAGGAAGAGGAGAAGAAGGAAGAACCUGAGCCACCAAAACCUGAAGAGAUAAAGGAGCCCAUGGUGAUAGCCGUGGUGCUGAAGGUGCAUAUGCAUUGCGAGGCCUGUGCGCAAGUGAUCAAGAAGAGAAUCCUGAAGAUGAAAGGAGUGCAAUCAGCAGAGCCAGAUCUGAAGGCAUCACAAGUUACAGUGAAGGGUGUGUUUGAGGUGGCCAAGCUUGCUGAUUAUGUGCGUAAGCGCACUGGUAAGCAUGCCGACAUUGUCAAGUCUGAACCAGUUGAAUCACCUGAGAAUGCCGGUGACAGCAAUGACAAGGAUGAAGCGAAGGCAGCUGAAGGUGGUGAGGAGAAGAAGGAUGAAAGCAAGGAGGAAAAGGAUGCCGGUGAUGCUGCAGGGGAUGAGAAGGCAAAGGAGAAAGAGAAGGAUGAUACCAAUGCCGGCGAUGAAGAGAAGGACUAUGAGAAAGAUCACACAGCCAUGUCUGCUGCUAACUUGUAUAUGCAUCACCCAAGAUACAGCUACCCCACUGGAUACGGUGCUCCUGCUAACGCCUACCCAUACGCACCGCAGCUCUUCAGCGACGAGAAUCCAAAUGCUUGUUCUGUGAUGUAAAAAGUUUAUAACCAUGAGCGCAAAAUGUGAGAGUAAUAAGAGGAAAAUGGUACAUCCAAGGUCCCUAGUUUUGGAAUAGUGCUGCAAGAACAGCCCUUGACGGGCAGCUUUAAGGAGGACCAAGCUCUUUUGGCUACAAGUUUUCAUUUGGGUCUCUUAACUUCUCUCUGGUAAUUAAAAUGUAAACUCUGGGUUUUGUCUUAGUUCUUCUCUUCAUGGACAUCAUCUUAUGAAAGUUAAAUGUAGGAUUUUACAUUGGCUGUCCUUUCUGUACAAAUUAUAUUAUAUAUACUGCUAGUUUUGAUA
Messenger RNA from Brachypodium distachyon (stiff brome), 1446 nucleotides. Its product is annotated as heavy metal-associated isoprenylated plant protein 7. Lineage: Eukaryota; Viridiplantae; Streptophyta; Magnoliopsida; Poales; Poaceae. Gene Ontology annotation, molecular function: metal ion binding. The coding region runs from base 160 to 1140 and encodes 326 amino acids. The transcript has 5 exons. The record is from RefSeq and is a predicted model, not a curated record.